Molecule: messenger RNA, 3940 nt
Organism: Myiozetetes cayanensis
Lineage: Eukaryota; Metazoa; Chordata; Aves; Passeriformes; Tyrannidae
Gene: CDCP2
Product: CUB domain containing protein 2
Exons: 7
Coding region: 500-2116 (538 amino acids)
Source: RefSeq, a predicted model, not a curated record
CUCAGGCCAUCAGCUCCUCCCAGCCCAUCAUUAAUCCACAGGAAAUGUCUCAGGCAUCGAUCCUCAUUGCUUAAUUAAUAAAUGCAACUUGUCUCCUGCCUGAGAUUUAGAGAUACUCGCUGCUUCUUUCCCUGCUGCUUUGAAGGUGACUUUUUUAGCACAGGUCCCUCAUGCCAGGAGGUCCUUGUGGGAUUUUGUUUCCUGGCAUUCAUCUGGGUGUGGGCUGUGGCAGCAGGAAAGUCUUUUCUCUCCAGGGCGUGAGGGAAGUAACUGAGCCGCUGCUGGGUUUGGGGUUCUCCAGCUGAUGUGGUGCAGCACAAGGAGCACAUCUUUCCCACCAAACCCUAAGCCCUGACUACCUUCAGCUGAGUGCACCCAAAACCCUGGGUGACAAGGAGUGUGAGCCGGCAUGGAAGAACGUGGCAAUUCUCCAAGGCCUUAGCAGACAGCUCCAAAAGGAUGCUCGGGUGCCGGUGAGGGGAGGUUUUCCUGCUGGAGGAUGGGGAGCACAGGGGUGGGAUACCUGGCAGCACUGGCCGUGCUUUGCGGGGCUCUCGGGGAUGCUCCCAGCAGAGGCAUCAAAUGUGGGGGAGUGCUUUCAGCACCCUCUGGCAAUUUCUCCAGUCCCAACUUCCCGGGGCUAUAUCCCUACGAGACGGAGUGCACGUGGCUCAUCGUGGUGGCCGAGGGCUCCUCCGUCCUGCUUUCCUUCAGCCACUUCGAGCUGGAGUACCACGAUGCCUGUGCCUACGACUACCUCCAGGUCUACAACGGGGCUGCCCGCGACCGGGGCAACCUCCUGGGCACCUUCUGUGGCCACAGCCCCCCGCCACCCUUCUCCUCCGCCUGGCACGUCAUGGCUGUCGUCUUCCGCUCCGACCGACACGUGGCCAAGCACGGCUUCGCCGCUGCCUACCAGAAAGAUGCCUGUGGCGGGCAGCUGACGGGGCUGUCUGGGGAGAUCACCAGCCCCCGCUACCCCGAGAGCUACCCCAACGAUGCCGAGUGCCGCUGGAGCAUCGGGGGGACCAGUGGCGGUGGCCCCCUCACCCUGGUGUUUGCUGACUUCCAGAUGGAGGGGGGCCAGGGCUGCAGCUUUGACUAUGUGGCCCUUUUUGAUGGCCCCACUGUCACUGCCCCCCGCCUGGGACGCUACUGCGGCAGCACCCGCCCACCCCGCACUGUCUCCUCCACCCCACACCUCCUUGUGAUCUUCAAGUCGGACUUCAACAUCGGUGGCAGGGGCUUCAAGGCCCAUUUCUACUCAGGAGAGUGCCAGGAGGUGUUCACUGCUAUCAAAGGGAAUUUCUCUAGCCCACAGUACCCCAGCUUCUACCCCAACAACCUCAAGUGCCAGUGGAGCAUCCAUCUGCCCACAGGCUACCGGGUCAAGGUGUUCUUCCUGGACAUGGAGCUGGAGGGCCGGAGCAGCCUGACGGGUGGCUGUGACUAUGAUCACCUGUCUGCCUUCGAUGGUGGCACCGAGAAUGGAUCCCUGCUGGGCCGGUGGUGCGGGCGGGAGAGCCUGGCACCCGUCACCUCCCACAGCAACCAGCUGCUCCUGGUCCUCCACACUGACCGCAACACAGCCAAGAGGGGCUUCUCCAUCGCCUACGUGGGAGUUGUGCCCAUGAACGUCAGCUGCACCAGGACAGACUUCCACAUCCAGAUCCCCGUGCAGUCUCUGGCCCAGCUGGAGAGGAAUAGGAUUUAUUUGGGGACCCCCUCCUGUGCAGCCCGGGUGGUUGGCAGGAACUUUAAAAUACACACCAGGUUCGACACCUGUGGCACCGAAUCCCAGAGACGCAACAACACAUCCGUCAUCGUCAGCACCCUCUACAUCGAUUUUUCAGUGGGUGACCAGGAGGACAUCCACCAGUACGAGGUGCAGUGUGAGCCAAAGAGGAAGGAAGCCUCGGUGACCCUCAUUGCUGGCCCUGACCCCUCCAGGCUCAGCCAGGCAGAAAACCUGGUGGAUGCCCAGCACUGGGAGGGGGAAGCAGUGGAUGCCCAUGAAAUCAAGAGCCAGGACACCAGUGACAUUGUCUUCAUCAGCAUCUGCAUUCUGGCCGGGCUCCUCAUGGUCAUCGCAGUAGUGGGGCUGGUACUUCUGUAGGAUGCUGCUUUCCAGAUUUCCAGGGCUUGCAAUCCCAGUCCUGCCCAGGGCAAAAGCAUACCCCAGAAUUAGCCCUCAGCACAGGCUGAGAACUAACACAGCUACCUGAACAGAGGCACAGCUCACAGGCCCUGAAACUGAGCCUGAACCCAACCUCCACCUCCUGAAAAAUUCAGGCAAUAGGCAGCCGUUUCCCUUCCCAAUUUGUUUUCCUCUGUCUCAAUCUGUCCAUUUGGCUCAGGAAUGCAAUUCUUGCGCUCCCUAACUCUUCCCGCACCUGCUUCAAUUUGUUUUCCCUCUAGUGCUGCUGCUUUCAGGAAAGUAGCGUUGUUUGCCGAUGGCUGCAAAUCAUCCUGUCAAUUAUUUCUUGCUGAAUUCUUGAAGGUACAAACCAUCCCCAAAUAUAGCUGUAUUCUGAACAAAUGUUCUCCACGCUCCCACCCAUGCUUGGGGGGGGACCAUGGAGCUGUGUUGUAGGUAUCUCCACCUGGCACGUACAGAUGCAGCUCGUGUAGAUGCUCCCAGGUGGCGUUUCUGGACGUCUGUGGGUGAUGUGAUAAGAUGAAUUUGCCAUGCCCUGGAGCUCAUUUGAUCUUCGCAUAUUGUCUCACCUUCUCUCAGGACUCACUAUGAGCACCUCAGCCACCAGCAGCUGGAGGGGAAGAGAACAAUCUUCCUCUCCUCUCCUCUGUGUUUUCCUCCUUUCCAGCAUAUUGAGGUACCCACUGCUGUGAACUCUGUACCAGCCUCGCUCCUGAGGUCUGAAAACAUGAGUGAAUCCUCCUGUGGCUUGGCAGGCUGUGGUGCCAUGGAGCCUGAGAUGCUGGAGUGUGGAGGCUUUUGUAAUCCUGUAAAGAUGGCCUUGGCAGGAGGGGCUAGCUGCCCUGGGACCUCAGUGACACCAGACCUCCCCCCUUAGUCCCUGCAGACGGUGAGCUUAGCAACCCCAGAGCAAGAAGAGUCCUGUGGUCACCUGUCCCUCCAGAAAACUGGGGAUCCUCACCAUGAGCCCUGAUGGAUGGCUGAAUAGCCCCUGCCUGCCUCUUGUGCCAUCCCAACACAAAGGACAUUCCCCUUCAGCAUCACAGUGGGAGUGGCUGUCACAGAACAGCCUGUGUUCAUCCUGGUGUGGGUCAGAGCCAGCAUAUGGCAAAGCCACAUAAAAUCUUUCUGUGGAAGCAGGGUGCACACAGCCCUGGGAGCCUGUGUAGGGGCCACCCCCACUCCAGCCUGUGUAAAACACACUGCAGUGCAGGGAGAGAUCUUAAAAUGUCCCAGCAUGGUUAAUUAGGGACAAAAAAUGGAGCUUGAGGGCAGUGCGUAAUCCAGGAGCCAUUUUUUUGUUGUUGUCUCCAAACGUGAAUGCAUCCUAAGGAGGGGACUGGGUAUCCCUGAAAAACAUUGCACAGCACAGCAAACCCUUCUUGCUGCUGAAUCCAGCACUUAGCAGGGACUGAUAGGAUACUCCCAUCAGUGAAAGGCUACCCUGACCGAUGUCCUGCUUCCCUCUGGAACAGUUCUAUACAUCAGGGCAUCAGGGGAAGCAGCAGCAAAGGAAAAGGAUGAGGCUUGAGCAGCUUCUCCUCCUGGAUUGCACAAGCCUGUGGAUGCCUGAGAGGGUGUCUGGGGCGGGAAGAAGGCACAAAUCUGUGCACGCCUCCUAAGAAGGAGCCUUCCUUAGAAUUGAUUUGGUGUUUGUUGGUGCAACAUGUAACCAAAUGCAAGAUUUCCGAAGGAAAUAUUUGCCAGCCCCAUUAAGCUCCAUAAGACAAUGUUUUGAGAGCCUGUUGUGUAUGUAGAUGGAAAACAAGGCCAGACCCACCC